AUGUCUGGCCGGUCUAGCCAACCCAUAUUUGUCACUCCAGCCCCAGGUGAGGCAGAGAGUUCUCAGAUGGCGGAGAUCCGCGCCGAGAAGCGCCCUGCGGACGCAACGAUCAAGACGGAAGAGCCACCCGCGCAGCGUCCGAGACUCAUAGCAGGCUCUUCGGCUGCCACGGUAAUCGUGAUUGACGAUGAUGCCGAUAACGAUAACGAUGAAGAGAGUACGUCCCUCCCUUCGCUCUUUGCCGCAUGCACACUCUGCUAACACGAGAUUCUCCCAACCAGACCAAAUUCUCGUCGAUAUCGAGCACAUCGACCGAAAAAAGAUUCCCAAAGACCAAGUCCUCCCAUUCGUCCAGGAAGAGCUCGGCAAGGUCUACGAGCGUCGGGCCCGCGAGGCGGUGCCGGGGUCCCGACUCUCCAGCACGCUCGAAGACAUUCGCGUUCUGAUUCAGCAUUCCCCCAAGACGAAGAUCAUGAAGCGCUACCGGAACAGCUGGAAAAGGAUUCUAACCCGGGCUAAGAUCGCUCUCUCGGAAGAGCUCGACAGGACGGAAAGCGCGAUGGAGGUGUUGGAGCGCGACGACGAUGUCGAAGUUAUUGAUAGGCAGGUUUUGAAGAGGAUGAAACUUCGGCUGAAGCGUGCGGAGGUGGAUGCUAAGAAGGCGGAGGAUCUGGUUGCUUUUUUGGAGGGUCAUUGA
Molecule: messenger RNA, 697 nt
Organism: Lecanosticta acicola
Lineage: Eukaryota; Fungi; Ascomycota; Dothideomycetes; Mycosphaerellales; Mycosphaerellaceae
Source: the annotation of a GenBank genome assembly